Messenger RNA from Columba livia (rock pigeon), 15267 nucleotides. RefSeq names its product gigaxonin (gene GAN). Gene Ontology annotation, biological process: cytoskeleton organization. Bases 118 to 1911 code for a protein of 597 amino acids. Gene Ontology annotation, molecular function: protein binding. NCBI's taxonomy places the organism in Eukaryota, Metazoa, Chordata, Aves, Columbiformes, Columbidae. The record is from RefSeq and is a predicted model, not a curated record. The transcript has 11 exons.
AUGUCAGCGGCGGGCGGGCAGCCAUGGUGUGAGUGAGGGCACUGAUUGAGGCGGCCGGCCCGGCGCGGCUCCGCUCGGCUCCGCUCGGCUCGGCUCGGCGGGGCCCGGCCCGGCAGCAUGUCGGGGCCCAGCGCCGUGUCCGACCCCCAGCACCCGGCGCGGCUGCUGCGGGCGCUCAGCUCGUUCCGCGAGGAGAGCCGCUUCUGCGACGCGCACCUGGUGCUGGAGGGGGAGGAGAUCCCGGUGCAGAAGAACAUCCUGGCGGCCGCCAGCCCCUACAUCAGGACAAAAUUGAAUUACAAUCCUCCAAAGGAUGAUGGCUCAACGUACAAGAUUGAACUUGAAGGGAUAUCUGUUGAUAUCAUGAAAGAGAUACUAGAUUACAUCUUCAGUGGGCAGAUCAGGCUAAAUGAAGAAACUAUCCAAGAUGUGGUACAGGCAGCUGAUCUCCUGCUGCUUACAGACUUAAAAACUCUCUGCUGUGAGUUUUUAGAAGGUUGCAUAGCUGCUGAGAACUGUAUUGGUAUUCGGGACUUUGCACUGCACUAUUGUUUGCAUCAUGUUCACUACCUUGCCUCAGAGUAUCUGGAAACUCACUUUCGAGAUGUCAGCAGCACAGAGGAAUUCUUGGAACUGACUCCUCAAAAACUGAAAGAAGUGCUGUCAAUGGAAAAGCUCAAUGUUGGAAACGAAAGAUACGUCUUUGAAGCGGUGAUUAGGUGGAUUUCUCAUGAUUCGGAAUCGAGAAAGGUUCACAUGAAGGAUGUCAUGUCAGCAGUGUGGGUUUCGGGCUUAGAUGCGGCGUAUUUACGCGAGCAGAUGAUGAGCGAACCGCUGGUCCGGGAGAUCGUCAAAGAAUGCAACAAUAUUCCGCUGACGCCGCCGCAGCAGGGAGAGGCCAUGCUCGCCUCCUUCAAGCCCCGCGGCUACUCCGAGUGCAUCGUCACUGUUGGCGGAGAAGAGCGAGUAUCACGGAAACCAACCUCAGUGAUGCGCUGUAUGUGUCCUCUUUAUGAUCCCAAUAGACAGCUCUGGAUUGAACUUGCUCCUAUGAGUAUUCCAAGGAUCAAUCAUGGAGUAUUGUCAGCAGAAGGAUUUUUAUUUGUGCUUGGUGGUCAGGAUGAAAACAAGGGAACGCUAAGCUCUGGAGAGAAAUAUGAUCCAGAUACCAAUUCGUGGAGUUCCUUACCACCAAUGAAUGAGGCACGACAUAAUUUUGGUGUGGUAGAGAUUGAUGGUAUUCUGUAUAUUCUGGGAGGUGAGGAUGGUGAAAGGGAGCUGAUCUCUAUGGAGAGCUAUGAUAUUUAUAGCCGGACCUGGACCAAGCAGCCAGACUUGACCAUGGUUAGAAAGAUUGGCUGCUAUGCAGCUAUGAAGAAGAAAAUCUAUGCAAUGGGUGGAGGCUCCUAUGGAAAACUCUUUGAAUCUGUUGAGUGUUAUGACCCCAGGACUCAGCAGUGGACGGCGAUCUGUCCUCUGAAAGAGAGAAGAUUUGGGGCAGUGGCCUGCGGAGUUGCCUCUGAGCUUUAUGUAUUUGGUGGGGUCAGGAGUCGUGACGACAGUCAAGCCAGUGAGAUGGUGACGUGCAAAUCUGAAUUUUAUCACGACGAGUUUAAAAGGUGGAUUUAUCUGAAUGACCAGAACCUAUGUAUCCCAACUAGUUCUUCCUUCGUGUAUGGAGCUGUGCCCAUUGGAGCUAGCAUAUAUGUGAUUGGAGAUCUCGAUACAGGUACAAAUUAUGACUAUGUUAGAGAAUUCAAAAGGAGCACGGGGACCUGGCAGCGCACUAAACCACUGUUUCCGUCGGACCUGCGCCGCACCGGCUGCGCGGCUCUGCGGAUCGCAAACUGCAAGCUCUUCCGACUGCAGCUUCAACAAGGAUUAUUCCGCAUUCGCGUCCCUUCUCCGUGAUCCGUUUGCUGACAGUGGAGGAGACUGGAAGAAUUCUGCGCAGUCCACCAUAAUAUAGCUCUAUAUAAAGGAAAAGCUGAGAAAUUACAGCUGAAACUUACACUGUAUGCUGUGCUUUGGUAUGGUAACUGUUUUUGUUUUAAAUGCUUCAAAAGCUUGAGUCUCAGUUCUUUUUUUGGGAACAAAUAACUUAAGUCUACAUUAAAAAGAAGAGACGGGGGGGGGAAUAAAAGGGGGAUCAAGGAAACACCUUCAGCCAUAACCAUUUGGAGUUUAAACCAUGUUAUUGAAGGAGGUUUUCUGUGUCUGAAAUGGUGGGAAUUGGCAUUCUUUGGUGGAGUUUACUGAAAAGCAAAAACAAAUAUAUAAGAAGCGUUUCCCCUGAGGGGAACUGAUAAGAAUAAAUGUGCUAUCUUGGACUGGAUAGCUCUAAUACACAGAAACUAUAUGCUAACCAACCUCCCUGGUAUACCGCAAAGACUGUUGUUUGACUGCGAUGCCGUAGGGGAUGUUGGUUGUUGCACCUUUUAUUCCUAGUCCUUCCUCAAAAGUUAAGGUCUGUGCCUAAAAGUGGUGGAGGUGUGUACAUAGGGUUUUUUCAUUCAUUUGCAAAGUUUUCAUUCCUAGAAAUAUUUUUUAAUAUAUUUAAAAUGGACUAAUCUGAAAUGGCUACAGUAUACUACAGAGAAGUAAACUGUUUUUUCUACGCUGUCCUUUGAAUAGCCUGAUGAACUGGCGUACGGACGGGUGUUGUGCAUUUCUGCCUGGGCUUUCGUGGCUGUUUCCUUGAAGUAAGAAGCGAAACGGUGUUUGGAACGGUUACUGACGAUUGCUGCUUUUGGUGAAAGGCAACAGAACUUGACAAAUUAAGGCAAACAGGUUGUGUUCCUUUUUACUUCAGAUUGCUUGCAAACCAAGAAUGGUUUUUAAGACUGAGGAUUAUCUCUGUUAGAACAAAGAUGAAAUAUGACAAGGUUAUGUUGGUUUUGCAGAAAACAUAAUCUUGGACUAAGAGUUAAGGAAAAUUUGUACAGUGACUUUAAAUUGGGAUCAAAAAUCGGUUUACUAAUGAUUUCCGUGCUAAGGUACAGUCUUGUUUAUUGCUGUCUGACUUUGAAAGCUGGGGUUUAUGGUGCGGUUAUAGUGAAGAAUUUAGUAUCUUGCAUUUUAUUUCUUACUAAAUCUUGUUCACAUCAGUAGCGAUAUUUAAUGGACUUUUGUUCGUAGUCUGGAUCAGCUGGUGGAACACUUUUACCUCAAUUUUUGAUUUCAUUGUUUUUGCGAUGGGUGGGACGUAACCUGUAUUUAUUUAGAAAGAAUAAAACGAGAGAGAUAGAAAUAAGACCGCCUGCCCUUCUGAAAAAGAGACUUUGUAUAACCAGUAUUAUAACUACAUACAAUACUCCCCACUCUGCAACUUUGUGGACCUCAGACAAGCCAAUCUCUGCCCUGAGCUGUAUUAGCCUAAACCUCCGUCACCUAUCGAAUCGUCUUAGAUAUGCUGGAAUACACUCCUAAACUAGCACAAAAUAGUUCUAUUUCAUUAAAUAUUCCUUGAAGAGACAUUCUGAAACUUAAUUCUGCUCAGUCCUUCCAUAGCACUCAUGUGUGGUUGGAAUUACUCUGAUUCUGAGCAAAGGGGUUGGAAUAAGAGGGCAGCAGCCAAGCCAUCGACCAUUAUUUAUUUUUUUUAUUAUUUUUUACAAUGCUGAAGUACUGCAAAACUUGAACUAUAUACAUAAAUUUUCUGACCUAUAUUAGUUGGCAUAUUAAAAAGUUUAUAUAUUUAUGCAUUGCAGUAAACUUGAUAUGUGUGUAUAUAUAUGUCUUUAGUUUUUAAAUUUAUAUAUGAUGCUUUACUACCGAAAUGUGAACCACUAUUUCCAUCCUUGGCUGUCUUGUGAAAUAAAUCAAGUGCUGUUAGUUUACCUGUAAAACUUCCCUUUUUUGAAAAUCUUAAAUUGUUCAAUGUUUUUUUUUAGACAAAGUGCCAAGAUCCCACAUUCAAAAGUGAUGAAUGUUCCUAAGUAUCUAUUUCACUUUUGAGCUCAGUUUUCUAAGUGGCUUAGAAGACUUUCAAAAACGUGAUUCAGAAUAUCGCAGGCUGCUACUUCUUGAGUCCCUGUAGCUUCUCAGUACACUUGCGGGCAUUCAGCAUCCAGAAGAUCUAAGUAAUAAAUGCACAUAAUAAAUCCAAGUCAUACAUACCCUAGCAGUGUUUUGCAGUUAAAGUUAUGAACCAAAUGUUUACACUUAAAGUAGGAUUAACAGUAGUUUUGGCUUUGUUUUGGGUUUUUUUUUGACCAUAAAUAAACAAAUUUGCUGGUAGUUGGAGGAUGGUGUGAAUGCACUUGGUGAGAUUUGACACGGAAGUUUAAGCCUCUUCACCUGCAACAGUUAAUUUCUGGGCACACAUGUACUCUGGUGGCUUUGUCUGCAGUUGGUGGUUAGGGGCCAAGUCUCUAGAGAUGUCAUCUCCUGGAGCUUUGCAUGUUGCUCGAGCCAAAGAUUUAAUCACUCUUGAGAUGUCAAAACUGGCUUCCUUGGCUGUGCCUCACAGGGAUGGGGGUUGUUCCCCAUGUGUGUUGUCCAUGGGGCCAGCCCAGGAGAUGUUCUGGCCCUGUGUGUGUGUUGGGGGCAAUGGGUGCAUCUUUCAGGGUCUGGCUUGUCUGUGUGUCUGGUUCUGCUUUGCAGCCCCGGUGACGGGUGCGUCUCUUGAGAUGUACGAUAACCAGGUUCGAUUGCCGCCCAGUUUGGAGCAAGGCUUUGAAGCCAAGGCUCUUUCUCCAGGGUACAGGCGAUGGUGUGGGAGGGACGCUGACCUCUGCCUGCUCCUGGUACCCAGGAGAUGGUUGACUUUGGUAGAGGAGGAAGCUUUGAUACCACAGGUGCUGCAUUUGGGGACAUCACCAGUUUCUGAGCAUGUUGAGCAUGCAGACAGCUGUCGAUUGAAUGGGGUUCACUGGUACGUGCCACCCCAGCCGACGCCACUGUCCCGGCAGCUGUGUACCUGUGUGCGUGAUGGCUGAACCACGUGGCAACCAACUCGUGAAUCUUCUCAGUUUGGAGUCCAGUGCUUUUAGAUGGUUUGGCAGCUUAAGUUGUCCUUGCUUGCCAGUGUAGCCUUGCCAGCCGUCCCUUCUUGAUUCCUUGAAGCUCCUGAAUCGUCACUCUUAAACCCAGCCAGUUCCCCCACAGGUGGCUUUUCUGAACGACUUUCUUAGCCAGGUGUCUGUGCAGUCUGCUGCCUUCCAAGACCAGAUUUGUAGGCACCUGCCUUUGUUUACCGAACCGGGUGCCUUGCUGGGGUUGUGAGUUUGUCGUGGCGUUGAAAUGCUGAUGUUUUGAGACCAGUAUCUCCAUUGCUGAAGAGUGUCGCCAACCUGGUGCCCACCACACAUCACAGAAUCCAGCGGGGCUGGCUCUCAGGUGGUCACAUCUUGAGUCAAGCCUGGCACAACCCCAGACAAGGACUCAGCCUCCGUGUCCUUUCCUUCCCCCGCUGUGGCAUUGGACAGACCCCAGCCACUGCAAUCAGAAAAUCAGCCAAUUUGGGGUGGGGCUUGUGGAAGAUGGGAAUAGCAGUGGAAUUUUUUCUCUCCCCUCACUCCACCUCUUAGCACAAUUCCCCCUGAAAAAGUUUCCUCUUCAUUUUUCCAUGUGCCACAGAUUAUUUUUGAAAAAACUCUACUAUUGAUAAUUUAAGGGCAGAAUCAAAAGUUUGAGUGUACAAGUGGGGAGAAGAAGCGCUAAUACCAUAAGCACACAAUGGUGUCCUCUGUGCUUGUUUUACAUGUGUGGUCUUGUGGCCGCUCGGCACAGCAGAGCGAUUAUGGAGCAAAGGUGUAAAGUGUUGUCGCUGCCCUAAAAUCAAUCUCUUGGGUUUCUUGGGGAGGCACAAACCCACUCUGGUCUCCGUUUCUUACUUUGCCUUGUGAGAUGCUCGUGUUCCUAAGGAGGCAGUGCUGGAUUUCAAAUUCUCAUCCUUUCUGGUUUUAUAACCUGAAAAAGAGGCAUCUGAAGAGUCUUCUGUUGUGUUAUACCACAGCGAGGUCUGCCUCUCUUCAAAUAUUUCAUCAGCUAUUCCUCAGGUUUUAGUUAUUGUGAAAAAGCUGUAUCAACUCAGCUGUUCCUGGUCAAAUGACUUUCCAUAACUUUGAGGGUACCUCAUCUUUAAAUUGAAGGCAAAUUAAUCUGAAAUAACACAAAACUGUAGUGGUGAACCUGAAAACAAAGGCGAACUUACAAAUUCAGUUCACUGAUAGCUGUGGGCAGGCUGCAUUCCUCUUGCUUUUGACUGCACAACGCUUGACACCGCAGGGCCCGCCUUCCGAAGCACAUUUCUUGCUGAAAAUAAGGAUUUUUUUUUUUCAUCCAAAUUACCAAAGCACCUGGUUUGCUUUACAAACUCCCCUUCCAGAAAACACCACGCAGCUUCAUUGCUUUUUUGCAGUGUUUCUUGUGCCUGUGUGACUUGUUAAAUGCACAAGUACCAAACUGAGGGGUUCAGGGAGCGUUUUUCCCUGGUUGAACUGCAGUUUCUCUGGUUGGUUCCGUAAAUGCUUUGGCUGUUCAGGAUCUUGGUAACGCGCAUUCGCCAUGCAAAGUGCAGGAUGCAAUAACAAGUUGUUACAAGUGCCAAACUUUUGGUUUCCUCUGUAUAUAACAAUAAUCCAGCUGUUCUAUUACAUUACAGAGAUGCUUAAAAAUCACCGUGUUCAGAAAAAGAGCAGUGGUUCUUUUUUUUUUUUGAAAAUCAAUACUAUUUAAAACACUGUAAAACUUUGUUUUCUACUGCUGUUCUGCAGGUUUGUGUCACUCUUCACAGCUGCCUUGAGACAUCGCUCCAUGUGAUGCGUAUGGACACUUUGCUCUUUAUUAGAGCACUAGUGCUGUGCAAGUAUUUAACAAAUAGCAGCUGACAACAGGUUUUAGUAUUUAAAAUGUAAGUGUUUAGAGAAAGUGGAAUUAGUUUGCAUUAAUGUUAUCUGCAGAAGGAAGGCUGUGUCUCAGGAAGCGUGGCCGUGCCCAGGGACACAGGCGUACAGAAGAUUGUAGCUAAGGUGUGUUUUGCCAUAUGAAUCCUUUCUGCUGCUAAUGUUAGCAUCAAGGAUUUGCCAUUUGUGUUCUCUCGACCCAGGUGGGUGGGAGGAGUGUUAAUUAUAUACAUGUUUGUUUUGCAGUUAGAAGCUACUAUUUCCAUCCUGGAGUAUUUCCUCUUACCAUUAAGGAAUGAGUACAGACCUGCAUGUCCGUCAGUGCUGUAGCCUUUUGACAUUUGACAUUUGCUGUUGCUCUUCCGUGUUUGUUGUCGCAGUCAGGAGCUGCGUCAGGAGGGUCCGUGUUUCACGCUGCCCUGGGCUCGGGUUUAGUGACAACUUGGGCACGUGCUCUCCAGCAUCCCUGGGGGGUUUGGUUUGGUAUGGUUUUUUCUGGGCCACUCCUCACCGUAGGAAGGAUUGCAGCCAGGCUUUAAGGUGACAGCUCUGAUCAGCCGUGUCCUGCGUGACCGUGUAGUCCAACUGCUGUUGUACUCCAGCAGUCGGUUCUCUCAAAUUCUUGAAUAACAGGUAAGCUAGAAAAGAAUGGACUAAAACCACGCGAAGUGCCUAAUUAGAUGAACACCUGCUAAAAACGGAUUAAGGGUAAUAGGAGAAUUAAACUAUGAACUGCUACCAACAGGUGACUAUGUUGUAAACUCGUUGGUGAUACACAAUUUUAAAUACAGCUUAUUCUAGGUAGCUUAUUAGUUAUUAAAAUAAUUAUAAUACAUUAAAGAUUUGUUCAGAAUAACAUUUGAAGGUUAUUUGCAAAAAUCUAUUGAAACAUCUUGAAAAGCGAGCUGGAAAAUUGGAAGUUUUCCGUGUAGAAGGUUAAAUGUUGUUGCCCAGUAUUUUUGCAGGGUGUCGUGUGAAUAACGAACACCUGCCAGAGCGCAUCAGUAAAUGAACAUGCUCAAUGCCGUUACCUACCUGUGCCCUUGAAUUUUCAUAAUGAAAUGAAACUACACUGAGCCCUUGUAAAAGCUGAUGGAUCUGAUUACAAUAAUAGGAUAGAAAGAAGCAUCCCCAGUGUAAGUAACGUUAUUUAAUUGAUAAAACAUGGAAAUGUAAUUAUUUUUAAAUACUAGGUGCUUUUGAAUCACCACCUAAUGGCCUUGGUGUUUUUUUUUUCCUUUCCUCCUACCUUUCUUGUCAGUUAACGCUAAGACACCUGUUUAUGUCAAGGACAAGUUUCUUUUAUCUGUACUUCUAAACCCAGUCAGAAAGUGUGAUUUCUGUGCAUUCUGGUAUGCUGCGCAAACCUUAUCCCUGGCUGUUCUUGAGAUUCUCAUCUUAAUGCUCUCACACACUAAAACCUGGGGUAGGCAGCAUCUGGUUUAUUAAUUUACACAUGACAGCAGGAAAGCAUUAUCAUCCUUGUCGCUUGUUUCGCUAUUUUUAGGUCUUCAAAAGCAAAGUCUGAAUAAUUAUUAGAUUAAGUAAACUAGUACACCGGGGUGUCUGGCAAAAUGGUCAAGCUGAACAGAGCUGAUAUUCUUUAAAGCUCUUGUUAAAGUUUCUUUCUGAAGGGAAGCCAAGGAGCACCCUCUUAAGAAAUACUGUCAAACUCUUUCAGAACCAGUUUAAACCAGUCCAAGGGACUCUUCUGGAUCACUUACAGAAACCGGGAUCUGUUCUCGCUUUUGUUUGCCUGGGGAAACAGCUGCUAACUCAAUUUUAAGCAUUUAUUUUCUCCCUGACUUCCAAAACCUAAUGAUUUACUUCUUGUAAUUGAAACUUUUUUGUGUUGAAGGGUCUGAGCAAGCUGUGUUCUGGUGGGCUCCUCAGAGGUGGCGUUGCAGUGUUAAGGGGGGAGAAAAAGCAUCAGUAAAGCAAGAAGAUUCCUGGGCAUUCCCCGUGUACAUGCUGCUGUUGGUCUUGUUUCUUUUGUCUUUUGCUCUUACUAACAAGAUUUUGCUUUCUCUCCUGCCCCAAAUUCCCAUCUGAAUGCAUUGCUUUUGCUGAUGAUCCAUAAGAAGUGCCCCUGGGGCUGGAGAACAAACCUGAGCUCUGUGUGCGCUGGAUUUCCAUACAUCUCUGCACCCUUUAACUGCUCUCGGUUUGUGUGGGGGAAAGCGCUUAAUAUACAGUGAAAUGGCUUUUCAUCGGGCUUGUAAAACCAACGUCAGCAGGUUGGGGAUCACCUGGACACCUGUAGGCAGAACAUCCAUAGCCCGUUCCCAUACGUGUGGUGCUUGGGGCUGGACGUUGGCGCCUUGUCCAUAGGGAAAAACCCGCGUUCCCAGCUACCUCAUUUUUUUUUCUCUGCACUUUGUCAAAUAUUUUUUGUUGUUUUGGUUUAAAUCGCAUUUUGUCCUUCAAUAAGAAAGGAAAAGCAGGCAAGCAGCAGGGCAGAGUGAUGCCAUUGUCCAAGGACAGCUUACUUUAAUUUCAUUUUAAAUGCAUGUUUCUGUACAGAAAGACCAAGGUUGACAUGCAGCUGCUGCAAAAAGUAAAUAAAAAUGUAUAUUGCUUGAAAGUAACUGUUAUGCUUGUAAAUGAGAGAAACAAUUGAAAGACUGUCCUGACAAUUUUAAAUAGGAAAAAAUCCGUUUGAAGAAUAGAAUUCUCUGCUCUUUUAAGACAGAUCAGAGAGUUUUUCUCUCCGCCUCUGCUCUGCACUGUUGUACCUGUGGACUUGAUCCGUUAUCUCAAUAGGGAGAUUCACUGAUUUUUCUGUAAUGUCUAAUCUGGAUUUUUUUUUUCCCAUAGAGUUCCCCAUUUACUCACAGGGGAAAAACUGUCCAAAUAAACACCCACCUUCUGUACCUGAGGUUAUGUAUUUGCCCAUUUCUUUGGUAUCUUCAAGCAUGCAGAGUUUUGCUUAGCUUGAAGAACUUAAACAAACAAAAACCUGUGUUUUCUUCUGCUUCUGAAGGUGCUAUUUUGACAUAUUUUUUGAAUUUCUUACACUGUGCUUGAUUUCUUACAGUAGCAAUGUAAGCUGAUAAUCAGCUAGUGCUUGUUCUCUGGGUUUGGGGUUUUCUGGGGUAUUUGGUCCUUUUUUUAAAAAAGACAUCCCUUUUCAUAAAGACAGUUCCCAAACUGUCAAAGGCCUUAAUGAUACAAAAUGCGAUGGGAAAAUGCUGCCUUUUUUCUGUCUUCGUAAAGGCAAAACCAAGAAAUGCUUCACGGGGAACGUUUUCCUCUUACAAUUUUAAGUAGCAGCGCCUAUUGACUUUGAAUUAAAUGUAGCGAGCGUUUUACUGGCCAUGCAGACAUUGCAGGGAUAAAACAAGGAGCUGUUUGUGUCCCUGCUCCUUCCAGAGCCCUCCCCUGGCAUCGUGGUGGAUAUUCAGUCAAUAUUCAUCCUCCUGGGCUUGGUCCCCAGCCGUGUGUUGUCCCCUGCGUGUCUGGGACACUGACCAAUGCGGCUGUUGGAGCAUUGGGGUGUUGGGCCGCGUGUGGGUUUUUUCGUGGACCUUGUCCCUUUGUCCCUCGUUCCAGAGGCUGGGGAGGUCUGUCCAGCCUGGAGGGGGUGACCAGGAGGAGAGAAGCUCCUGGCUGCGGCCACCGGCAGGGGACACCGGCUUGGUAGGGCUGCGGAGAAGCUCUCGUAGAUGCGAGAGCUGAAUUGGGAGUCCUGUGUAGGAACUUUGUUGCCAUCCUGGUUGUUCUGUGUUUUAUUUUGGUUUAAUCUGUAUCAUCAGUUCUGUUUAGGGAUUUGAUAACGUGACAUAAAAAAGUCAUACUUCUGCCCUGUGUGAAGCAGCAGGAAGGAUCAAGGGGUUGAUGUUUGAACUUGUCCCAUCUCCAGCCAUCAGAUUGCUGCCUUUCCACAGGCUUCAUCGUGCCAGUGGUGCCGCAUUUCUCGGUCCUGUCAAUCCAAGAGCCCUUUAGCCCUUUGAAGAGCACCAAGGCUGCCUUGUCCUUCUCCUGCUCCACGUUGGGUAGCGCCCUGCGGACCAUCCUCACUCAUCCAGCCAGUCGUCGUCCAGUAGCCCCGGGCUGGUGGGUCUUCAUGAGCAGUGUCUGCGUUUCCUGCAGCCCUGGUUGAAAAACAGCCAGUAAGUGAGGGGCCAGGAGCAGAUCCCUGUGGAACUUGCAAAUCCUUGAUCCUCUGAUUUUUGGGAAGGCUGAGGAGCAGCGCAGUUCAUGCCCAGGCCUGUGUGCGAUGUCUGAGGCUCGCAGCUGUGUUCUGGCUGCACGGGUGGGGAUGAGUCCACCCUACCGCUUCUAUAAGGGUAAGAUACAAAGGCUUAUGGGCUGAGUGUUGUAGGAGGUCUAAUAUUUUGCCUUUGUUGUAUUUAAAUCUGAAAAUAUUGGAGGCUCUGAAACUAUUUCUGCAGUUUGGAACAGCACAUAUUGGCCUAAAUAAGUGAGUAGCUCCUGGCCACCUGGUUUUCCCUUCUGCUUUUUUUUUGAGAACGCAGAAAUGUAAAACUGCUUCCCAGUUUGUAUGCUUACUUGUUUAAUAGUCUGAAACGGGAACCUGACAGGUUGACAUUGUUUUAAUUUUGCCUUCAAAAGGAAAAAAGCAAAUUUUGUUCAUGCUAAGUGCUUUACCUUCAGAGUUUUCCCUCUGUAAACUAUGUUGAUUGAGUACUAUGAAUCUUGUAGGAUUGGGCUAAAGAAUUGAAAUACAUAUUAUAUGAGCGAUGGCUAAUGUAGUCUGACUUUGCAGUGUACAAAUAUUCUAUUUUAGCGUAAGAGAAUGAAAUAACAACUACAUUGAUUAAUCCAACUAUGAUAUCUGUACUCCAUGAGCCGAGUAAUAGGAGGGUGUUGGAAUGUGAUGCCACGUCCCUGCUGCUCUCCUAAAGGUUCAGAGUUCUCUCAGAUCUAAGAUCUUGAUAAUUACCAGGAUAUUGUCAGAAUAUAUUGCCGCUUUUUCUACAAAAAAAUACGUCAGUGUGGUGUGGUAGAACACUCACCUGGUCUUCUUUACCAUCACUGGCAUGCAGCUUCACAGGGAGGUUUAUUCCUGUCACCAAGCUGUCAUGCUUCAACUUCUGUAUUACAGAUGUAUUUACUGUCACAGGCUUUUUAUGUGAGUACCUUUUCUGUGGGUCUUUGUGUUUUGUGUGGGAGUGGAGGUUUUGCUUUUAUUUGUUUAUGUACCCCCUGCAAAAUCUUCUUGUGUUGCUUUAAAAGUGAGUCUGUGAAUCACUUGGGGCCAGGCUUUGGAAUGCUCUGACCUGAGUAUGUCGCGUUCCUUUGGUUUAAAAAAAAGGGAAAAAUAAGACGUAAAUGCUCUUUGGCCUCAAUCAAACUAUGCAAUAUAGUGCACCAGAGAGCUGAAUUCCUUGUGAUACAGAAGACCGACGGCUCUUGUGUCCUUCCAAAUCCAGUCCUUGGUCCAAGGUUAGGAGAACUUGUACUCCAUGGCCGCCCAAGAAUCUUGCAUCCAGAUAACUCAUGUUCACUGGUUUUUCUCCUUCCCCCUCGUCUUACCCAUCGGUUUUUCAGGUAUUUUGGCUCAGAAUGAUGUGCUAUCGAAGUGUAUCCCUCCUGUCAGUCGUGUCUUGUUGUCAAUUGGACCUUGUCUUGUAAACCCGCCAGUGUGGCUUCCCCGCUGGAGUAGGUUAGGGGCUGUUUCACCACGUCUGCAUCUCCUUGCUCCAGAGCAUGUCACGCGUUGUGGGUUUGCUGUGCCCCUGCGGGUAGAUGCGGGUCUUGCUUUUACGUGCCUGUGUUGUUCGGUUGUGGCUCUGGUGCUGACAGUAAAGAAUACCUGCGACAUCUCAAAUCCAGUCCAGGUACCCUUUCACUUCCACCGCGUGUCUGUGUGUGUAUAUUUGAUUUUACUGCUUCCAUGGCAAUUCAGGGAUAAAUGCGCAUGUGGUCAGGAAUGCUGAUAAAGGUUCUUUAUUCUCUCGUUGCUUCAUUUAUCCAGUGAAGUUUGUUCCUUGUGUUCCUCUUCUUCCCCCUAUUAAACACUUAUGAAACCAGUGCACUCUUUUCCCCUGGUUCUAUGUCCCAUGAGUAGCAUUUCUGUACCAGUUGAUCAUGUCCUCCCACUUUACAUGCAUUUUCCUGAGUAUUCUUCUGUAUUUAUCAUUUACAUAACACACCUUUGUACCUCAUACUGCUGCUCUCUCCUAACUCCGUUCACUAUUCUGCCUUUCUUUAGUUCAGCUUAACCUUGAUUUAUUUCUCUGCUUUCAAAAAGGGAUUUUGGUGCAUAACACUGGGAACAAGCAGAAAAUCUCUGCAGGUGUCUGUGUCUAUUCAUUCCCUCCCUGGCACACACAGUGUGAGGGGUUCAGCCCAUUCCAUUCCCAGCCCCGGGUUGUUCCUAGUGCAAGGCAGGACAAAGUCUGAAGGCGUUUCUUCUUUCUUUCGGUAAUUGAAAAUAGUUGGAGAUUUUCUUCUUCAGAAGCAGCCGCUGCGGAUGAGCAGCUGGCCUGCGAGAGGGUUCUUAUGCUUCCAUAUUCAGUAUUUUUAAUUGAGGAACAAAUAAUUUAUUUUGGAGAGAAAUGUAAAUUUUUUUGUAUUUGUAUGUCAAAGUGGCCUUUAUAGGAAAAGCACAUAAAAUAUUUAGAUUAAAAUUGCUUAGUUGUGUAAUUUUAGUGGGGAUUUUUGUAUUGACAGGGUUUCUAUGCAUUUUUCAAAAUAUACUUGCUGUUUUGUGUUAGAAUUAUUGGAAAUAUUUUUUAAAAUGUGUAUUACCACAUUUUCCAUGGUUGAUCCCUUUACUAUCGUUCCUUUUGAAUACUAAAAAGAUUUUAAUUAACCCUGUAAAUUAAUUUUCCCCCACAAAUAUUUGCAUUAAGUCAAUAUAAUGAGUUAUAGCCUGGGUAUGUGGCUCUAAGGGAAUAGGCCUAGUAGUGUAGCUUAAUUACGGAGAGAUCUUUUUGGAGAAGGGCAGUACACAGUGUUUCAAUUGCACUUAAGAGACUAAAUUAGGAAAUCAGGUUUUUGCUGUACCUCACUGGGAUUUUUUUUUUUUAAACUGUUUCCAUUUUAUGUUGUUUACACUUGAGCAUUAUUUAAAUAUGUACGAUUUGUGCGGUUUGCAAUUCUCCUUCAUGCCGUUGGGGUGAUACUAAUGUUAGCAGAUACGGGAAGUUUCGGGAAGCAUGUGGUAUCCUGAUGGAUAUGGCAGGAGUUUGGGGAGGGAGGGAAGGUAGAUCCAUUAGUGUAUUUUUCCAUUUCAUUAUGUACACAUUUUCGCAUUAGCAGAGACUAAAGUAACUGAACUUAAAAUUGAAUUGUAAGUAAAAUUAGUGGUUUAGGGAUGGGAGGGAACAAAGACGGGGUUUGCAGAACUGCAGUAGCUCUGCAGUGCGAUUGCCGGGACUGCCUAUGCAAAGUACAACCCCAGGUGGAUACAUCAGACCCUUCUGUUCUUGCUCCUGUUUUACUUUCUCUUCCUGAGGUGUUAUUGCAGGGCUUGCGAAGUAGAACCUUCCUGGGAAUGCUUGAUACUUCGGUUUUAAUCAUUUGGGGUUUGUAUUUUAAGUUUUUCUCUUGUUUCUGUUUCGUCAGAGAUCCCACAUGGUUCAUAGGUUAGUGUAAGUGCAAGUUUUUAGGUGUAGUAACAAAUGGACAUUGCAUGCUACCAUGUAUUCUCAUAACUGAAGAAAAAUGUGCAAUUUUAAUGGCACUUUGACCUAGUGCUGAAACACUGGGUUUUGCAAUGGAACAAACGCUUCAACAAUUGAAAACACUCUGUCUACAUUAAAUGUCUUGAAAGUGAAGAAAAAGGCAGUUACUCCAGUUGUACCCACAGAUAGUUUGGUAUUGAUUUUUUUUUUUUCAGUUUUGUGAUCUGUUAUUAGAAACAUACACGUUUCUUGGUUUACUUUAGUUGCCAUAAAUUGCCCAGUGCAGAGUCCAGUCCACCUCCAUCCGCUUAUUUUCGUGGAGUAGUUGCACAUGAAAUUGUAACAGCAAAGCAGGAAAGCUGUUUGGUUACCUACCAGUAACCUCCCGUGCAGAAUUGCUUUGUGGCUCGUGACGAUACGAAAAGGGACGCAAGAAUUUUCCUGGAUUAAGUAGCACUCACUUUGUUUACGUGUUCAGUAUAACGUUGGGUGACUAAAGGGAGGUUCCCUUUUUAAAGUAUUUGACUUGUGCUUUGGGGACUUAGUUGCCACUGUGCAAAUUGUGCUGUAAUAUUGUACCAAGGAUCAGUGAAAGUGUUUUAUCUUUUUUAAUGUCGUUUGUAUUUGACCGGGUUUUAUAAAUGUAAGAAAACAGAGUGUUGUAUUUUGAUCUGAACUUGCGUAUGGUAAAAGUAACUUUGCUUUAUGUAUUGGAGGUUUGUUCAGAACUUGAAUUAUUUUAUAGAAGGGUACAGACCAAAAUUAAUUGUCUUAAAGGUGUUUAAUAAACUAACCAAAUAAAACAUUGAUGGUUUGAAAACUUG